This is a messenger RNA of Acanthosepion pharaonis, 705 nucleotides long. NCBI's taxonomy places the organism in Eukaryota, Metazoa, Mollusca, Cephalopoda, Sepiida, Sepiidae. The record is from the annotation of a GenBank genome assembly.
AUGCCCGAGGAGAAGUCUUCUUCUUCUCCCUCUUUUUCGCCCACGUUCUGUCUUUUCCUCUUUUGUACACUAAUCUCUUUGUGGCCGUUCUUUUCCAUUCUCCCUCCUUCUAUCCUUCUUUCUACUCUCACUCCCCUCUUUAAUUCAUUGUCUCUUCAUCUUUUUUCUUCCUCUUCUACCUUUUUCCCUCCCUCAUUCUUUCUUUUAAUAUCUUCCUCUUUUCUACACCCACUACUUCUCUCUGUGUGGUUCUUCUUUUCUAUUCUCCCCCAUUUUAUCACUCUCUAUCCUCACUCCCUCUUUCACUCUCUUGCUCACCCUCAUUCUAUUCUCCUUCUACUCUCCCUCUCUUGCCGCUCCUCUUUUUUAUACUCCUCUAUCUCUGUUUCUUUUCCCACUUUGUCUUUCUAUCCGCCACUACUCUCUCCUGAUUCUCUUUUCUAUUCUCUCUGUUAUCUCUCUCUCUCUUUUUUUCCUAUCCCCCAUUUUAUUAUCUCUAUCUCACUCUUCGCUUUUCUGGCUCCCUUUUUCUCUCACUUUUUCUCUACCUUACAUCUCUCUUUCUUUCUCUCUCUCUUACUCCCCAGACCAGAUAAAAACUCUUCGACGAUUUAUUUAUCUUAUCUCUCUCUCUCUCUCUCUCUCUCUCUCUCUCUGUUCUCUCUCUCUCUCUCUCUCUCUUCUGCUGUCCGGCUUCUCUUAUAG